Lodderomyces margitis is the source of this 1713-nucleotide messenger RNA. RefSeq names its product D-arabinono-1,4-lactone oxidase (gene ALO1). NCBI's taxonomy places the organism in Eukaryota, Fungi, Ascomycota, Pichiomycetes, Serinales, Debaryomycetaceae. The coding region runs from base 1 to 1713 and encodes 570 amino acids. The record is from RefSeq and is a predicted model, not a curated record. Gene Ontology annotation, molecular function: D-arabinono-1,4-lactone oxidase activity; FAD binding. Gene Ontology annotation, cellular component: mitochondrion; membrane. The transcript has a single exon.
AUGAUAUCAGUCAUAACACAGAAGUCAGGAGGUGAGAUCCCUGACUCUUUAAAGCCCUUUCUUACCAAUAAAUUCAUUCAUAAGACAUGGGCAGGCACAUUUUAUUGUCAACCACAAGCUAUUUUUCAACCCCGUAAUGAAGAUGAAAUUAAGGAAUUGAUCAAACAAGCUAGAUUGCAUCACAAGACUAUAAUGACGGUGGGUUCUGGCCAUUCCCCAAGUGAUUUAACCAUGACUAAAGAGUGGUUGUGCAAUUUGGAUAAAUUUAAUCAUGUGUUACAUCAACAAGAACAUUGGGGUCCGGUUCUGCCAGGGUCAACUGAGCAAGAGGUAAAGUUUGUUGAUUUAACGGUUGAAGCUGGGUGUCGCAUAUUUGAAUUGAAUCAAUACUUGAAAAAUCACCAGUUGGCUAUACAGAAUUUAGGUUCAAUUAGUGACCAAUCGGUAGCUGGGUUAAUUUCUACGGGUACUCAUGGAUCUACGCCUUACCAUGGCUUAGUAUCACAGCAGGUUGUUUCCAUAACCUUUUUAACUUCGGCUGGUGACUCAAUUACUUGUUCAUCAAUUAACAAACCAAACUAUUUCAGAGCCAUACUCUUGUCGUUGGGAAAGAUUGGUAUCAUUACUCACGUUACAUUGCGUACGUGCCCAAGAUACACCAUUAAAUCAGUACAAGAGAUUAUCCAUUUCGAUACAUUAUUAGCUCAAUGGGAUACGAUUUGGUUAGAUUCGGAGUUUAUUCGUAUUUGGUGGUUUCCAUAUACGGAUAAAUGUGUACUUUGGCGAGCCAAUAAAUCCAAUGAUGCAAUAUCACCACCAAGAGAGUCAUGGUAUGGAACCACAUUUGGUCGUUUUUUCUAUGAAUCAUUACUUUGGAUUUCAGUUCAUCUUUGGCCUAGCUUAACUCCUAAAAUUGAACAAUUUGUAUUUGAACAACAAUAUGGAAAAGUUGAAACUUUGGGUAAAGGCGACAUUGCAGUACAAAAUUCAGUUGAAGCUUUGAAUAUGGAUUGCUUGUUUUCACAAUUUGUUAAUGAAUGGUCUGCUCCAUUGACUAAUGGUGUUGAUAUUUUGAAGCAAUUGAAAUCGACUAUCGAACAAGCGGCAGCCACCAAGAGUUUCUACGUUCAUGCCCCAAUUGAAGUCAGAUGUUCAAAUGUAACUCAGUGCAACAAACCAUUUGUUGACGAUCAAGGUCAUGAAUCAUUAUAUCCAUCUCAAACUUGGCUAUCAAAUCGAUCUAAAACAAGCCCUGGCCCUAUACCCGGAAACAAUUUACGACCAUUUUUGGACAACUCGCCCAAGUUGCCUCAUAAAGACACUAACUCGUACCCUCCAACAAACGAUGAAUUGACAGUAUUCAUAAAUGCAACAAUGUAUCGACCUUUUGGCACCAAUGUAACUACUCAUACGUGGUAUCAAAUUUUCGAAAAUGUCAUGAUCCAAGCUGAUGGAAAACCUCAUUGGGCCAAAAACUUUAUUGGCGUGGAAGGCGAGAAACAAGAUGCAAAUGAAGUUGUUGACGACUUACAUCAACAAUUGGAAUUUGGGGGUAAACCAUUCUACACUAUGAUUGGAUUUAAAAAGUUAAUGCAAGAUUGGUUUGGUCAGGAUCUUGUUGAGUUUAACAAGGUUCGUAAAUUGACAGAUGCUGAUGGAGUUUUCCUCUCAGGUAAACCCUGGGCUGAUAGAAAUGGUAUUUUAUUGGAUUAA